AUGGUGGGGCGUCGUCGUCCGCCUCAGUCGCGUCGCGGCGUCCCACACAUCAUGUUGCUGCCUCUCAGGCUGCUGGUGGUGGCGUCACUGGUGUCUUGUUGGAACGUGUCCAGCCCUCCAGACCUGGCCCGGCAUCUAGCCAUGACCAGCUCCUGUUUCUGCUGGAGUGGCCCGGACCUUUACCUAGCCCCGGAUUGUCGCUGUUACAGAGACUGGUAUACUAAACAUUCUGAUGUUGAUAGGCUGCUGGUGGUGGCGUCACUGGUGUCUUGUUGGAACGUUUCCGUUUCCAGCCCUCCAGACCUGGCCCAGCAUCUAGCCAUGACCUGCUCCUGUUUCUGCUGGAGUGGCCCGGACCUUUACCUAGCCCCGGAUUGUCACUGUUACAGAGACUGGUAUACUAAACAUUCUGAUGUUGAUAGGCUGCUGGUGGUGGCGUCACUGGUGUCUUGUUGGAACGUUUCCAGCCCACCAGACCUGGCCCAGCAUCUAGCCAUGACCUGCUCCUGUUUCUGCUGGAGUGGCCCGGACCUUUACCUAGCCCCGGAGUGUCACUGUUAUAGAGACUGGUAUACUAAACAUUCUGAUGUUGAUAGGCUGCUGGUGGUGGCGUCACUGGUGUCUUGUUGGAACGUUUCCAGCCCUCCAGACCUGGCCCAGCAUCUAGCCAUGACCAGCUCCUGCUUCUGCUGGAGUGGCCCGGACCUUGACCUAGCCCCGGAGUGUCGCUGUUACGGAGACUUGUUUACGGAAAUCCCAACCAACCUCUCCCAGCCUCUCAGGAAAUUGACAAUAACGGACGCUGGCAUAGUAGCGAUUCAGGCACAUACCUUGCAACCAUAUAGAACACUUCGAGAGUUCACAGUAAUGAAUGUGAAACACUUUCAAUACUUUGAACCAGGACUGUUCACAAAUAUGACCAGGCUGCGCACAAUCUACAUAUACAAUGCUCCGUCACUGGUCCAUAUCGCCCCAUCGGUGUUUGACGUUUCUCUACCUCGUCUAAAGAUAUUGAGGAUCAUCAACACAGGUUUAAAGACAGUACCAGACUUAAGUCUGCUGUUGACUCUCACUCCUCUAGUAAUGAUAGAUUUAGAAAACAAUCAAAUUUCAAAACUACACACUAAUGGAAUCCGUGUCCGAGCAGAAUCACUGGUCAUAAACUACAACAUCAUACAAGAAGUUGACCGAGGAGCGUUUAACCUUUCACAGAUAGCAAAAGUGAGUUUAAAAGGAAACAACGCACUUGUAUUCCUCCAUGAGUAUGCCUUCGAGGGACUUAAAAGUUUACGUCAUCUAGAUCUAUCAGAGACUGCUAUCACUUCCCUUCCUACCGAAGGACUGCGAGAUCUAGAAGUGUUGCGUGUACAAGAAACCCGAUCUCUCAAGGUCUUUCCGUCCGUUUACAAAUUCGAGCUUAUUCGUGAGGUCUACUUAACAUACGCGUAUCACUGCUGCGCAUUUAGAUUUCCUGCGAAACACGACAUUGUGGAAUAUCAUAAACAUCAGGAGUUUAUUAGAAAAACUGAGGAGUUAUGCCACAAGCCAGAAGAAUCAGAGAGUCCACAUUCCAGGGUGGAGAGAAGUUGGGACAACGAGCCUUGGCUGACGGAGAACGACACAGCUGAGAUUUGGGGAGAGUUACAGACAGCUCCGACACCUCUAGGGGCCACCUCGGCACCUCUCGGCACCUUCCAUCAGAAGGUUCCAGUGAAACCCAACCACCGCAUCCACGCGUUGUGCGGGAACUUGAGCAAGAACUACCAGGAGGUGUUGUGUUAUCCUGCUCCUGACGCCUUCAACCCCUGCGAGGACAUCAUGGGACACUGGACCCUCCGUGCUGCAGUCUGGGUGGUCGCCGUGCUGGCGUUGUUUGGCAACAUAGCGGUCAUACUUGUGCUGCUCUCCUCUAGAUUCCGCAUCACAGUGCCCAAGUUCCUGAUGUGCAACCUCGCCUUGGCCGACUUCUGCAUGGGUGUCUACCUGCUACUGAUAGCAGUCAUGGAUGCGCGCUCCAUCGGGGACUACUUUAACUACGCCAUCGACUGGCAGAACGGGGACGGUUGUCGAGUGGCGGGGUUCCUGACAGUCUUUGCCUGUGAGUUGUCCAUCUUCACAUUGGCAGUGAUCACUGUAGAGAGGUGGUACACCAUCACCUACGCCAUUCACCUCAACCGUCGCCUCAAGCUGAGCACGGCGGCCAAGAUCAUGGCUGGGGGCUGGCUCUACUCCACCGUCAUGGCGGUGCUACCUCUAGUCGGUGUCAGCAGCUACUCCAAGACCAGCAUAUGCUUGCCGCUGGAGAACCUGAAGGCCCUGGAUCUAUCGUACCUGAUCAUUCUGUUGCUGUUCAACGGACUCGCGUUUGCGGUGAUUUGCGCGUGUUACGGUCGCAUGUACUGCUCCAUCAGGGGCGGUCAGGACGCAGCGGCCUCAGUGACUCGCUCCGACAUGACGGUGGCCAAGCGCAUGGCUCUCCUGGUCUUCACCGACUUUGCUUGUUGGGCGCCCAUAGCCUUCUUUGGCAUCACUGCACUCGCGGGAUAUCCUCUGAUCGAUGUGUCUAAGACCAAAAUUCUACUGGUGUUCUUCUAUCCGCUCAAUUCAUGUGCCAACCCCUACCUGUACGCUCUGCUCACCCAGCAGUACCGCAGGGAUCUGUUUGUGCUACUCAGCAGACACGGCCUGUGCGCCCGCACCGCAGCCAGGUACAAGGGGACUGGAGUAAUCGAACGUGGAGGAAUACCACAGAACACCCAACGACGAGGAGUCACACCUGAGAGCACCAACCAUCGAGGGUCACUACUGACAACCGUUACCUCCCUAGACUGUCCUACAAGGCCAGGCUCUCUAGACAUGGUGCCGGAAUGUCCCCUAGCCAUCCUCUCUAGAGAACACAGCGAGAACACACUAAACAAGUCUAGCUCUUACCUCUAGUCACCACUGAAUAUUGCUACCCCACUGGACUGUCCCAUACGAUCAAGCUCUUUGGACAUGGUGCCGGAAUGUCCCCUGGCCAUCCUCUCUGGAGAACACGGCGAUAACACACUAAACAAGUCUAGCUCUUACCUCUAGUCACCACUGAAUAUUGCUACCCCACUUGACUGUCCCGUACGAUCAAGCUCUCUUGACAUGGUGCCGGAAUGUCCCCUGGCCAUCCUCUCUAGAGAAUACAGCGAUAACACACUAAACAAGUCUAGCUCUUACCUCUAGUCACCACUGAAUAUUGCUACCCCACUUGACUGUCCCGUACGAUCAAGCUCUCUUGACAUGGUGCCGGAAUGUCCCCUGGCCAUCCUCUCUAGAGAAUACAGCGAUAACACACUAAACAAGUCUAGCUCUUACCUCUAGUCACCACUGAAUAUUGCUACCCCACUUGACUGUCCCGUACGAUCAAGCUCUCUUGACAUGGUGCCGGAAUGUCCCCUGGCCAUCCUCUCUGGAGAACACAGCGAUAACACACUAAACAAGUCUAGCUCUUACCUCUAGUCACCACUGAAUAUUGCUACCCCACUUGACUGUCCCGUACGAUCAAGCUCUCUUGACAUGGUGCCGGAAUGUCCCCUGGCCAUCCUCUCUAGAGAACACAGCGAUAACACACUAAACAAGUCUAGCUCUUACCUCUAGUCACCACUGAAUAUUGCUACCCCACUUGACUGUCCCGUACGAUCAAGCUCUCUUGACAUGGUGCCGGAAUGUCCCCUGGCCAUCCUCUCUGGAGAACACAGCGAUAACACACUAAACAAGUCUAGCUCUUACCUCUAGUCACCACUGAAUAUUGCUACCCCACUUGACUGUCCCGUACGAUCAAGCUCUCUUGACAUGGUGCCGGAAUGUCCCCUGGCCAUCCUCUCUGGAGAACACAGCGAUAACACACUAAACAAGUCUAGCUCUUACCUCUAGUCACCACUGAAUAUUGCUACCCCACUUGACUGUCCCGUACGAUCAAGCUCUCUGGACAUGGUGACGGAAUGUCCCCUGGCCAUCCUCUCUAGAGAGCACAGCGAGAACACACUAAUCAAGUCUAGCUCCUCUAGCCACCACUGACUACCAUUUACUUCCUAGGCUGUCCUACACGGCAAGACUCUCUCCCCGGUCCCGGAAUGUCGUAUUGCCAUAUACUCUACAGAGCACAGCGAGAAAACACUCUAAAAUUCUAGCUCUUACCUCUAUUUACCACUGACUUCUGUCACCUCACUGGACAGUCCCACACGGUCAGCUAGUUGGGGUUUCCCCGGGCUAUCCUCUCCAGAGAGCACAGUCUAGAACACAGCUGUCCAUCUUCAGGGAUAAUAGUAAGAAUACUACCAAGAAGUACAUCCCUUACCUGGUUAUCAUUGGCCUU
This is a messenger RNA of Macrosteles quadrilineatus (aster leafhopper), 4345 nucleotides long. Its product is annotated as lutropin-choriogonadotropic hormone receptor-like. Gene Ontology annotation, biological process: G protein-coupled receptor signaling pathway. The transcript is spliced from 18 exons. Bases 1 to 2937 code for a protein of 978 amino acids. Gene Ontology annotation, molecular function: protein-hormone receptor activity; G protein-coupled receptor activity; protein binding. Gene Ontology annotation, cellular component: membrane. The record is from RefSeq and is a predicted model, not a curated record. NCBI's taxonomy places the organism in Eukaryota, Metazoa, Arthropoda, Insecta, Hemiptera, Cicadellidae.